Ambispora leptoticha is the source of this 601-nucleotide messenger RNA. Lineage: Eukaryota; Fungi; Glomeromycota; Glomeromycetes; Archaeosporales; Ambisporaceae. The record is from the annotation of a GenBank genome assembly.
UGGUGAAAAAAAGAAGCUUGAGUAUCAAGAACAUGGUGAAAAGAUGUCUGGUAAUGAAGUUGAUGUGGCGAAUAAAGAAGGAAAUUGCGGAAAUAAUGAUGUUAAUGAAACAUAUAUUGUUGGACGUUGUUGUCUAAAUGGGAUGGGAAGCAGAAAGGAUAAACAUGAAGCGUUAAUUCAUCAUCAAAACUCUGCUGACACGAGUCAUUCUAAUAAAGGAUAUAAGGUUGGAUCUAAUCAUGAAAGUGGAAUUGAUCCUGGAAAUGAGGAAAAGAAAGAUGAGGAAACUGUUGAGGUUUAUGAUAAUAAUGUUGUGUAUAUCAAAGUUAAUGAUGAUGGGGGUAAAGCUGCAGAUGGUAGAGCAUAUGAACGGUGCUUGAAAGAUGUUGGGCGUGGUAAUGUGAAUGAACGAUGGAACCGUGGAUUCUGUCAUGAAUAUGAAAUUGAGGACAAAAUUGAUGAAUGUCAAGCGUUUAAGUGCAAUUUAAAAUCUGAUGAAGCGACCCAGGAUCAGUCAACCACGAAGCAAACGUUGAAUAGUAUGAUGCUGAUGAACCAUCAAAGUAAAGAUCUGGCAAGAGCAUGUGGAACAAACUGCUGA